AACACGCCGGAUGUGGUUCUGGUGUAUUUCAGCACAUCAUGGAUUUUAAUAACAUCUCAUUUGACUCGUUAAAGAAAAAGAUCGACGAGGUUCGCCGUUUCCUUUCCGUGACUUUACGCAUCGCGAACGCGCACACUGUCGAUUUCUACACGCGUGACGUGUGGCGCGCGUUCAUGGCUGUGACGCCUGAGGAGGUUUUAACUGCUGUCGAUUCAUAUCGUGACCGCACGGGGGCGCCAGAAGUGAGCACUAGUUUCGGGUUUUGCGAUGUCAGUAAGAAGCUGGCGGAUGUCUCGGCUCUCCUGAGGGCGGCUGAGGCACACUCUCUGCCAGGCCUGGGGGUGUGUGUGCAGCGGGAGACACUGAUGGACACGCUAAGAGUGAUGGACGGAGACACCCAAGAUAGGAUGUCAGAUGGAUCUCUGCUGCUACCUGAUGAGUUCAUGAACUCUAAGAAGGCACAUGAGGUGCCUGCUAUGGCUGAACUUGUGGCUGCUUUAUCCAGAUGCUGCAAAGUCAAACAGGUUAUAGAUGUGGGCUCAGGUAAAGGUUACCUGUGCUCUUUCCUCUCCAUGCAGUACAGCCUGCAGGUAUUUGGCAUCGACUGCUCCAGCACAAACACGCGUGGUGCCCACGAAAGGAACAGGAAGCUAAAGAAGUUUUCCAAAGCCUACCAAAAGCACGGAGUCAAGAACAAUCCAUAUAUUCAAACUAAAGAAACUAUAGACAGGAAAAAAAUAGAUGACGAACAAGAAACGAGAACGCAAUUCCAUCAUACACCCAGACUUUCUCAAAAGCAGGAAGAGCAUGUCACAGAUAGAAAUAAUGAUGUGGCUGAAGUGCAGUGCUGUUCUUCACCAGGUCUGGACAAGGAUGCUUUCUCAGCCCAGAGUGAAUCAGACUCAAUACAUGCUGAUUUAGAGAACUCCUUUUUCACAGCGCUGGCACCUGACAUUGUGGAGCAAGCAUCUCCUCGGGUUCCCCCCAGCCAGCUGAGUGCAGAAGAGAGAGAGAGGAGGAAGAGGGAGAACCUCGAGAGGAAGGCACGGAAUGGAAAAGGCAACAGUGAUACUAAAAACCUGUACUUACCAGUGACGUCUUACGUUACAGCUGAAACAGAACUCAGGACACUUAUUACAGAGCUGGAGGAUGCCGUCAUGGUGGGCUUGCAUACGUGUGGAGAUCUGGCUCCCAGCACACUGCGCAUGUUCAAGGACAAACAGGAGCUUCGGGCCGUGUGCAGCGUGGGCUGUUGCUACCACCUACUUUCUGAGGAGUUUAAUGAAGAUGCACAAGAGUGUGAGAGUGGUGUGUAUGGAUUUCCCAUGAGCCAGUACCUACGCGAGCAGGCGUGUUUCUGCGGACGAAAUGCCAGAAUGUCUGCAUGUCUCGCUUUCGAAAGAGUGUCAGUUGGAGGAGGGCUUCCUAUGGAGUCACUCUUCUAUCGAGCUGUUCUUCAUGUUAUAUUACAGGAUCACUAUGAUUCCCAUAAGAGUGAGAAGCGGGUUGGGAACGUUUAUUCCAAAGCGUCCUCAUUCGUGGACUACGUGAGGAGAGCGCUCAGGAAACUAGAACUGGAUGACUCAAAGCUGUCAGACAGUGAGAUUCAGAGAUACCAUGACCUGUACAUCUCUAGAAUGAAUGAGAUGGUGGCCUUCAACAUGUUAAAGGUGACUUUGGCUCCCUGUAUUGAAGGACUUAUCCUGCUGGAUCGUCUGUGCUACUUGAAGGAACAGGUAAAGAAGCCAGAGGAGAACGUGUCCUACUCGGCCCUGGUGCAGCUCUUCAACCCGCUCCUGUCCCCCAGAUGUUACGCUAUUGUCGGAAUAAAGGGACCUGGUAUUUUAUAAAGCCCAUAUGUGCUUUACAUCAAGUCUGCUUUUUAAUGUAGAACUUUUAUGGUUUUAUACUUUCAUUGUAUGUUCAUGUGUUUAUUGCUAUUUUUCAUUAUAAAUACUGUCACACUUA
Tachysurus vachellii is the source of this 1968-nucleotide messenger RNA. It is a transcript of the gene mettl25, whose product is annotated as methyltransferase like 25. The transcript is spliced from 12 exons. The record is from RefSeq and is a predicted model, not a curated record. The coding region runs from base 39 to 1850 and encodes 603 amino acids. NCBI's taxonomy places the organism in Eukaryota, Metazoa, Chordata, Actinopteri, Siluriformes, Bagridae.